AUUCAUGUUAAUUUUAGAAACAAACUGAUUAUCUACUUUUAAUUGUUUAAUGAUAAAGUUAUUCACUCGAUUGGUCAGCACUCAGUCACGUAGUAUUAUUAACGUACAGCAGUUCAACAUAAUGUGUUCAACUAAGACUAAUGAGUGCAUUAAUAUGUACAAGGCGUUUGCCCAAACGCCUGCGUUGCAAAGCGCAAGGAUUAAUGCUGAUCAGAGCAUCAUUUCAGUUUGGUCGCAGAGGAAUAUUGAGAAAGGAAAGACUACCAAGUUUAUGAAGAAUCAUGUUCUGAAACAAGAUGGAAAGUUCUGUGAUUUUUUUCCAUGCGAUAUUAGUGAUGAAGUAAUAUCAACUAUUUCGCCGAGUGAAAAAUUGAGGGCUGUAGUUCGAGAUAUGGAAAAUGGCAAGGGCAACAUUCAGUAUCUUGAGAUCUGGGAAGCUGGGAGUUUGAUGCAAUCCAUUGAUUUGACCAAUUUGGAUCUGCAUGGAAAAGUUUAUGCUGAUGGUGAGUUUGCGAGUUUUGAAUUCUCUCCAUCUGAGAACAAGCUAUUGUUUGUUGCUGAGAGGAAGGUGGAUAAAGCAACUGCAAUUAAUCUGAGGCCCAAGGAUAAGGAAGGUGAUGGGUUUCGUUCUAUGGAGUAUGAGCAAGAUUGGGGAGAGCAACUGGUGGGUAAGGUGUAUCCCAUGCUGGUGAUCUAUGACUUGCAGAAGGACAAGUUCGAGCUACUGGAUGCGAUACCACGAGAUGUUUCCAUCGCACAACCAAUCUGGGGCAGCGACGACAGAAGCAUUUUUGGCAUGGCGUACAGCAACAAGCCUAGGAAACUCGGUCUCAUCUAUUGCACGAACCGCACGAGCUCCAUUUUUAGUUUGGAUCUGGUAAAUGAAGAGUACAAAGAGCUUCCAUUGCCCGGUAAAUCGGUGAAAUCUCCACGGAUUUCUCCAGAUGGAGGCAAAUUAGUUUGGCUACAGAGGAAUGAUGGAGGAGCGCACAACGAUUGCAUGUCUUUGGUUCAGGCCAAACUGCCAUUAGCUGGAGAUAAUACCGACAUAACGGUUAUCAUCGAUGUGGUUGAAAAAGAAGUAAAGAUUGCUGAGGGCAAAUCGUUCUAUGGUUUUUACACACCAAAAUUACCAACGAGAUGUUGGACGCAGGACGGGAGGAUCGCCGUGAACACAAAUCAAAAGAAUACUGUAAAUUCGUACUUGGUCAAUUUAGAGAGUAAAGAGAUAACUGAGAUGGAGUACACGAAUGGGAGUCAAUUAGUAUUGGACGUUCGAGGCACAAAACUGCUGAUGAACAGGCGCAGUUUCUUCCAAAGAGACGAGCUAGUUUCUAUAAAUUUGAAUGAUUGUAGCGUCACUCAAGUAGUGGCAUCAAAGCGUCUUCAGAAUUCGGAGAAUUACAUGUGGGAGUAUUUAGAGCUGGAACAGGAGAACGGCGAUGAAAUAAGAGAUUUCACCGCUAUCUAUUUAGGACCGAAGAGUGCCGAAUCCAAGAUACCUUUGAUCGUAUGGCCUCACGGUGGCCCGCACAGUGCCUAUGCCAACAACUUGUUCCUAGAAGGAUGCUUCUUCUUGUCCCAAGGUUACGGAAUGGUGUUGAUCAAUUAUCGUGGAUCAAUCGGCGCCGGAGCUGCUUCCGUCAAGUUCCUGUUGGGACGAGUCGGACGAUCCGACGUGGACGAUUGCGUCCUAGCCACCAAAACUGUACUGAACAGAUAUCCAUAUCUUGAUGAGAAGCGAGUGGCUUUAGUGGGCGGGUCCCACGGUGGUUUUCUAGUAACCCAUCUCAGCGGACAGUAUCCGGACAUGUUCCACGCGGUUGUCGCCCGCAAUCCCGUCAUUGACAUCGCCUCCAUGAGCAUCACAAGCGACAUUCCCGAUUGGUGUUACGUUGAAAGCGGCAUGGAGUAUACGCAGGUUGGCGAAAUAGACGAGGACAUUCUCCUGAAGAUGCGCAAAUGCUCACCGAUAAUGCACGUCCACAAAGUUAAAGCGCCAACCCUCCUACAGAUCGGGACAAAAGAUCUGCGUGUCCCGCCUUCUCAAGGAAUCGAAUACCAUCAUCGUCUCAGAUCCAACAACAUCAUCACAAAAUUGAACUUGUAUGAUGACAAUCAUCCUUUGGGAACGGUACCCAACGAAAUGGACAACAUCAUAUCCACGGCCAUGUGGCUCAGCGAACACCUAAACAAGGCUUGAGAAAUAAACGCAAACUCGUUGUUCGGUUAAUUGUAUAUAAUAUAUUUUACAUUUUCAUUUA
Messenger RNA from Nicrophorus vespilloides, 2264 nucleotides. Its product is annotated as acylamino-acid-releasing enzyme-like. Gene Ontology annotation, biological process: proteolysis. Gene Ontology annotation, molecular function: serine-type endopeptidase activity. The coding region runs from base 50 to 2203 and encodes 717 amino acids. The transcript is spliced from 9 exons. NCBI's taxonomy places the organism in Eukaryota, Metazoa, Arthropoda, Insecta, Coleoptera, Silphidae. The record is from RefSeq and is a predicted model, not a curated record.